This is a messenger RNA of Eurytemora carolleeae, 979 nucleotides long. RefSeq names its product nucleolysin TIA-1. Gene Ontology annotation, biological process: cytoplasmic stress granule assembly; regulation of mRNA stability; nuclear-transcribed mRNA catabolic process, nonsense-mediated decay. Gene Ontology annotation, molecular function: mRNA binding. Gene Ontology annotation, cellular component: cytoplasmic stress granule. The record is from RefSeq and is a predicted model, not a curated record. Lineage: Eukaryota; Metazoa; Arthropoda; Copepoda; Calanoida; Temoridae. The coding region runs from base 2 to 952 and encodes 316 amino acids. The transcript has 10 exons.
AAUGUUUAGAUUGAUGCGUGGGUUUGGAAUGUCGGCUUUAAUGCUUCCCUCAGGCGCAACAAUGACUACAAUGACUAACACAGCUCCCAUCCAGGUCUCCCAGCAGAAGGUUGACUCCGUCAAAACUUCCCUGAUUGUAAACAACAACAAUAACAAUAAACAAGAGCACUACCACAUAUUUGUUGGAGACCUAAGCCCUGAGAUUGAGACCCAGACCUUAAAAGAGGCUUUCCUACCUUUUGGGGAUAUCUCUGAUUGUCGCGUUGUUCGGGAUCCCCAGACGUUGAAAUCCAAGGGCUACGGGUUCGUCAGCUUCGUCAAGAAAGUCGAGGCAGAGAACGCCAUCGCCUUGAUGAACGGACAGUGGCUUGGAUCAAGAUCUAUCCGGACCAACUGGGCCACACGUAAACCACCAGCCAAUAGAAAUGAUGUUAAUGCUAAACCCCUUAGCUUCGAUGAAGUGUACAAUCAGAGCUCACCUACUAACUGUACAGUGUACUGCGGAGGCAUAAACACAGGUACAGCUCUGGCGUAUUCAGGUCUUUCUGAAGAUCUCCUGCAGAAAACCUUUGCGCACUUUGGGAGCAUUCAGGAGAUUAGGAUUUUUAAGGACAAAGGUUAUGCUUUUGUCAGGUUUUCUACCAAAGAGUCAGCUGCACAUGCAAUUGUAGCUACACAUAACACAGAUGUAGCAGGACAUACUGUAAAAUGCAGCUGGGGGAAGGAGAGUGGAGAUCCUAAUAAUAUUCCUACAAACAGUCAGGUACUUCAGCUUGCAAUUCCCCAGCUUCUACCUGGAGCACAGUUUCCCUAUUCAUUCUCCACUGGUCAACCUAUACCUGGAUACUAUAUACCACAACCUAUAGCUGCAGCACAGUCAAGCUACUUACAGGGACUACCCGGUUAUCCCUUUGGUAACUUUGCUUCAUAUCCACAGGGAUAUAUAGGGUAGGUGUCAGUAAUAACAAAAUUGAAAUAG